Acanthamoeba castellanii str. Neff is the source of this 3417-nucleotide messenger RNA. Its product is annotated as TalinB, putative. The transcript is spliced from 15 exons. Gene Ontology annotation, biological process: cell-cell adhesion. The annotation marks the transcript as partial. Lineage: Eukaryota; Discosea; Longamoebia; Acanthamoebidae. Gene Ontology annotation, cellular component: cytoskeleton; plasma membrane. The record is from RefSeq and is a predicted model, not a curated record.
AUGGCGGUGUCUCUCAAGGUGAACUUGAGGUCGAUUGGAACCACCAAGACAAUGAGGUUCGUGGGUGAGAUGUCGGUGUCCGAGAUGGCCAAGGAGAUCCGUGACAAGGUGCCCAACGCCGGCGGUAGCGACCAUGGCAUCUUCCAGCCCGGUACCAUCACGCAGAAGCCCAGAUGGCUGCGCAUCGAGAAGACUCUUCGCUUCUACGAUCUCCAGUCUGGCAUGGAGAUCGAGUACAAGAAGAGACAUCGACAGCUCAAGGUGAAACUGCUGGAUGAGACGGUGCGCACGUUCAUGAUCGACGAAUCGGCCACAGUCGCAGCCUUGACGGAGCAUGUGGGAUACAAGAUGGGCAUCAAGAACCCUGAGGAGUUCUCCUUCAAGAUCGUCAGGGAUGAUACCCAGGACUGGUUGCACCCCAACGUGACCCUCCCAGAGCAAGGCGUUACUGAAGACGAGACCGUGCUGUUGAAGAAGAAGUUCUUCUUCAACGACGCCAACGUGGAUCGUUCCGAUCCCGUCCAGCUGCACCUCCUCUACGUGCAGUCGAGAGAUGCGAUUGUGUCGGGAGACCACCCUUGCACGAAGGAUGAGGCAAGAGAUUUGGCCGCUCUUCAGUGCCAGAUCACUUUCGGUGACUGCAACGGCAAGAACAAGAACCUGGUCACUGAGAAAAAGAUCAAGGAGUUCCUACCGCCCCAGUUCCACAAGCUGAAGGGGUUCGACAAGGACAUCAUGCGCGAGUACCAGCAGAAGCUCACUGGUAUGAUCGAGGUCAACGCGAAGUACAGAUAUGUACAGCUGUGCCGAUCGCUCAAGACCUACGGUAUCACGUGCUUCCUGGUCAAGGAGAAGGACAAGAAGAAGAAGAACAAGAUGACUCCCGUGCUGCUCGGCAUCACGCGCCACGCCAUCCUGAGGAUGGACCCCGAGACGAAGGAGGUGAUCAAAGAGUUCCCGCUGCCUCACCUCAAGCAGUGGUCAGCUGCGCCCGCCGCGUUUACGAUGGACUUUGGCGACUACGAGGACUCCUACUACACUGUAAUUACCAACGAGUCCGACGCCAUCUCGCAGUUGAUUGCCGGUUACAUCGACAUCAUCCUCAAGACGAGGAAGGACGCCGCCCGCAUCAUCGAGGAGGAAGAGCCGGAGAUGGCCUUGGAAGAACACAUCGCUCCGGUGUACGGCCGAGCCUACUCCUCUGUCACGACAAACAACAUGGCCCCAGGAAUGUGGGACCCCAACACGUCGAUGGAGUACGCGCCCGGUCCGGGUGCUCUGCCAAACUACGCCAUGCAGCAACAGCAGUUCGCGAGGAUGAUGCACGUCAAGGGCCUCGAAGAAGCGGUCGUCUCGGCCACCGCGCUCGUGGAAAACUUCCAGAACCCCUCGCUUGGCGUUGCGCUGGGCCUGGCCAAGAUGCCCGUCACCCAGGCGCUCACGGCCCUCACCGGCGCCGCAGGGCAACUGGCAGCUGCGAUGAGCAACUAUACCCCCACGUCGGCCGCAACGGUCGAUGUAGCCGCACAGGUCACGCUCACAGGCCUGGGCGACCUCAUCGCCUCGGCCAAGGCGGCUGCCGAGGCGACAGACGACCCUCUGGUGGUCGACGGCGCUCGGUGCCUGACCGAGGCCAUCAGGACCAUGCUUGCGGCGGCCGCCUCCCUGAAGCGCAGCCCCACCGAACAAGUGGCGAUCGAGCAGUUCCGCGAGUCGCAGCUCGCAGUGCAGAGCGCGGCGACCCACGUGCAGGCCGCCACCGCGGGCACACUCGCUGAUCAGGUCUCGCAAAACCUGAUCCUCGAGUCGGCCAAGGCGGUUGCGGCUGCUGCCGCGGCUACCGUCACUGCGGCCGUUGCGGGGGUUGAGGGCCAGGCAGUCCCGGUGGCCACGCGCCAAGAGGUGCACGGCACGGCCAGGGCUCAGGCCUCUGCUGCCGCGAAGGUCCUCGGUAUCGCCACCGCGCUCGCGCCUGGCAUCCUGAAUCCUGCGUACACGCAGCAGAUCGCCACGGCGUGCCGAGCGCUCGCCGACGCCAACCAAGCGCUCAGCGGCUCCGUGAGGUCAGGCUGUCCCGACCCGGCGGUGUCGAAGAACGCGCAGCUGACCGAAAGGGCCAUGGCGCAGCUGCUCAAUGCCGCCGCCUCGGCCGGCAAGAAGGGCAGGGAGCCCAUCGACUUUAUCACGCCUCUCGAGGAUGUGGGCUCCAACCUGGAGCAGCUGCAGGUGGCGGCCAAGAGCAAUCCCGGCCUCAUCCCCUCCUCGGCAUCGGCUAUCCAGUCCGCGGCCAACAACCUCGUCGCUUCGACCAAGACCAUCGCCAGUGGCCUUGGACCCGAUCGUCAAGCGGCGCUGCUCGAGCGCUCCAAGAACAUCGCCGACGCGUCCAACAGAGUGGGGCAAUCGGCGCGAGCGGCCGUUGGUUCGGGCGACGCAUACAGCGCGGGUCAGGUGGUGUCGGCGGGCCAGGCCACCAUGGCCGCCGUGCAGGCGCUGCUCGCCGCUGCGCCGGAGGCCGUCAUCGAUUCCGUGGCCUACUGGUCCAAGGCCGCCGCGGCGCAGACGUCGGCGCUCAUGACCGUGGCCAUGCCGGCCAAGGCCAAGGACCCCGGGCUGAGCGCAGCCAUCGACAACGCUGCCGCGGCCGUCUCCGAUCUCGUGGAGGCCGUCAAGCAGCACAUCAACUGCGCACCCGGCGCCAGCGCCGGCGUGGUGGUGGCGGCCAAGGCCGCCACGGUGCCCGUCGCCGCUCUGCUGGGCGCCGCCGCGCAGGCGGUCAACUACAUCGAGGACCCGAGCAAGAAGGUCGGCCUCUCGCAGGCCAUUUCCGACGCCCAGGGCGCCCUCCAGAAACUGGCAACGUCGGUUAAGGCCGCGUCCGAGGCCAACCGCCCGCGCGCGCUUGUCGACGCCAGCGAGCAGCUGCGCGCCGCCACGGCCGAUCUGGACGUGGCCUACAUCGCCGCUGAGUCCGCGGCGCUCCCGCGCACCCUGGGCUACACCAUGGAGUCCUCGACCAAGGGCCUGGGCGACGCGUGCAAGGCGCUCCAGGCCAGCUCGACCGCCGCCGACGCCGCGGCCCGCCACUCCGUGGCCGCCGUCGGACCUGCGUGCAAGACCAUGACGGGCCACGUGUACCAGGUGGCCACCGCCGCCAAGGCGCUGGCCGCCUUCUCGCCCGACGCCGCCUCGCAGAAGCAGAUCGUGGCCGCGUCGAAGGGCGUCGCCGUCGCGGCGCAGGGAGUAAUGGAGGCGGCGAAGAACCUGGCCGAGAACCCCUCGAACCAGAGCUUCGAGGCCAGUUCAGCCAAGGUGCAGGAGGACAUGACCAAGGCUAUCGGCAACCUGCUCACCUCGGCGCACGGGCUCGACACAGGCGAGCUCGACGAGGCCGCUGACGUGCUGGCCGCGGAGGCC